AUGCUUCCCAGACUUCAACAAACCCUCUCACACCUCGCGCCAGCCGAGCCCGGAGAGCGGAGCCUGCCCAGCUUUGACGAGCUGCCCAAGUUCCGCGGGAUGACGGGUUGCGCCUGGAAUGUGUGGGGAAAGGGAGACCAACUCGGGACUGUCAAUAUGCUCACGGACGUCGUUGUGAAGCGGGCGGCUCAGGAGGAGAUCAGGACUGGCCAAGCUGUUUCUUUGAACUGGCCUAUCAACUUCCCUGAGAAUCCCGUGUUUGGACGACGAGCGCCGGAGAUCAAGUCACAUUUUCAUGGAAUAGGCGGCGGCAUCCAAGACGAUGAAAUUCAUAUUAAUACGCAGUCUGGCACGCAAUGGGACUGCUUCAAACACUUUCCUAUCUUAAAGCACAGAAUUAUCUACGGCGGUCUCGUGACUGACGACUUGCCGACCGGUCGGUUCUCCUUCCCUGACCCGAUGAACAUCGAUCCCGAGAUCGUCAAGAUGGGUGUGCACAAUUGGGCGCAACACGGCAUCUGCGGGCGUGGCGUCUUUCUCGAUCUCGUCGAGUUUUACACCAAGAACGGCGGUGCGCUCCCGUACGACCCGUGGACCACGCACCCCAUCUCCGUGGCCGAGCUGGAGAGCUGUGCACGAUCUCAAGGGAUCACAUUUCGCUAUGGUGAUAUCCUUAUCCUCCGCGUAGGGUUCAUACAGAAGUACAAUCACGAAAGCAACGAGGCGCGGGCGGCGCUGUCCGAGCGCCCCGAGACUUUCGCUGGGAUAGAGCAAAGCGAGGACAUGAAACGGUUCUUGUGGAAUAAUCACUUCGCGGCGAUAGCGUCUGAUCAGCCGUCGCUUGAGGCUUGGCCAUGCACUGGCGAGUACAUGCAUGAGACGAUUCUCUCGUUAUGGGGUAUGCCGCUCGGCGAACUAUUCGACCUGGAGAAACUGUCGGAAGUGUGCAAGCGAAACGGUCGCUACACGUACUUCUUCUCAUCUUGGCCGUUGAAUAUCCUAGGAGGUGUCGCAAGCCCGCCAAACGCCGCGGCCUACUUUUGA
Messenger RNA from Peniophora sp. CBMAI 1063, 1044 nucleotides. Lineage: Eukaryota; Fungi; Basidiomycota; Agaricomycetes; Russulales; Peniophoraceae. The record is from the annotation of a GenBank genome assembly.